This is a messenger RNA of Rhizoctonia solani, 789 nucleotides long. RefSeq lists its product as uncharacterized. The record is from RefSeq and is a predicted model, not a curated record. The coding region runs from base 1 to 789 and encodes 262 amino acids. Lineage: Eukaryota; Fungi; Basidiomycota; Agaricomycetes; Cantharellales; Ceratobasidiaceae. The transcript is spliced from 3 exons.
AUGGCUCCCCCGACCAACAUCCUAGAUCAUAUCAUUCACCUUAGCCCUCCUGGUAAACUUUCAGAAGCCGUUGCACACUGGGAAAAUCUCGGGUUCCACGUCAUUCCUGGUGGUACACACGCAGACGGCCUAACAUCCAACGCACUCGUUGCUCUUGCGGAUGGCGUAUAUAUCGAACUCAUCGCAUUUGAAAAGCCCCCAAUUGGGCCGCCUGCAUCUGACCACUGGUGGGCGAAGAAACAACCUGGAUGGAUUGACUGGGCAUGUCUAGGUCUUGAGGAUAGUGUUGACCAGACAGUUGCGGGAAGAGAGAAGGGCGUUGAUUCGGGAGUAGAGUAUCAAGAAGGAAAGGAAGGAGGAAGAAAGAGAGCUAGCGAUGGGAAGGAACUCAAGUGGAGGGUCACAUUUCCGCAACUAAAGCAUGGACGAGGAACCAUCCCGUUCUUUUGCCAGGACUUGACUCCCAGGGAGUUAAGAGUUCCUGCCGCGGACCCCGACACCCAUACUAAUAGUGCCCUCGGGAUUGCCUAUCUUCAUCUAACCGUACCUCAAGCCGCAUUCAACCGCAUCAAGGCUCAGUUAUCCGUAGUUCUAGGAACUCAACCUAACGAAUCAGACGAAUGGGAGCUUGCAGUCCCAUAUGGUCAGUUCAAUCCCGCGCCAAAGCUGAAAGUGGUUGGCUCUGUCGAUGUGAAUCCGAAUAUAACGGAAGUUGGGUUUUACGCAAAGAGCUCCAGGGAGGGAGAAACGGCUGAAGGAUUUGGAAGAGUUGCAUUUAUCAAAUUGUAG